Messenger RNA from Arachis ipaensis, 3123 nucleotides. The record is from RefSeq and is a predicted model, not a curated record. Lineage: Eukaryota; Viridiplantae; Streptophyta; Magnoliopsida; Fabales; Fabaceae.
UUAGACAUAGAUAAGAGUUGGAUUUCAAAGCCAUGAGAUGGUCCAGAUUAUAGGGAUGGUUUGAAUAGAUUCUUAGAUUUCGCAUUUGUCCGUGUACGAAGUGCAGGUUCCGCCUUUACCAAACUAGAGAGGAUGCAUGCGAUCAUUUGAUGAUAAAACCCUUCCCCUCUAGUUAUACAUUUUGGGUACAUCACGGUGAGACAUGCAUGGUAGAGAUCUCUAGUGAAGGACAAGAAGCAGAACCCGAUAGAAACCUCAAUGCCCCAAUGCUUGACAUGGUUCAAGAGGCGUUCAACUUCCUAGGACUUCAUGGCGACGAAGAAGAUUCAGUGAAUGAACAUGCUGGCAUGAAUUUGGAGGAGUUGUCGUACUUAUCAAAUGAAAGUAAUCGCGAGGCCCGCAACUUGCAUGACCUGCUCGAAGAUGGAGCGCAGAAGCUAUACCCUGGAUGUUCAAAGUUCUCUUAGCUGUCUUUCUUGAUGAGGCUCUAUCAUAUAAAGUCCAUAUGCGGAGUGAGCGACAAAGCCUUCGGAAUGAUACUAGAGUUGCUGGCGGAUGCCUUUGAGCAUGCAAGGAUUCCAAGCACUGUGCACGAUGCCAAGACGAUCAUAAGAAAGCUCGGUAUCGCGUACAAGAAGAUAGAUGCAUGUCCAAAUGACUACAUGCUAUACCAGGGCAGUGACCAAGAGCUGUCUAAAUGCAAGCGAUGUGGGACAUCGAGAUGGAAGCUAAAGACUAAUAAGAACUCUAGAGUGAGGAUCAACAGGGUUGUUAAGAAGAACGGAAAACCGCAAGCGGCGAAGACUCUUCCCUACUUCCCCCUUAUUCCACGAUUGCUGCGGUUAUACAUAUCUAGUAAGACAGCCCUUGACAUGCUGUGGCAUCAGAGAGGUCAUAGCUCUUAUGGUAUUUAUGGCAUCCAUGGGACGGCGAGGCAUGGAAGGCAUUUGAUAGAACGUAUUCUGACUUCUCCGGCGAUCCGCGCAGUGUUCGCCUAGCCUUGGCUAGCGAUGGCUUUAACCCUUAUGGAAAUAUGAGUUUGAAGUACUCAAUACGGCCCGUGGUUCUUAUUCUGUACAACCUGCCCCCUUGGAGUUGCAUGAAACCCACCUCUUUUAUCCUCUCCAUGAUUAUUCCUAGGCCUAAAAUGCUUAGAAAUGAUAUAGAUGGCUACUUACAGCCCUUGAUUGAUGAGUUGAAGUAGCUAUGGGUUGGUGUUGAAACGUACGAUGCUUACGAGAAAAAAACCUUCAAGAUGUAUGCUACAUUAAUGUGGACAAUCCGUAAUUUUCCAGGCUUGGGAAACUUAUCUGGGUGAAACACGUACGGUGGGAGAGCUUGUGCUGCGUGCAAUUUGGAUGCUGAGACUAAUUGGCUCACACACAGUCAGAAAUGGUGUUUCAUGGGUCAUCGUUGCUUUCUGAAUCCUGACCACAGAUAUAGAAAGGACCAGGAUAUAUUUGAUGGAAAGAUAGAGGAUAGAGGUCAACCUGUCAAACUCUCUGGUGGAGACAUUGUGAGACAACUACAAGAUGUGCAUGUCCACCUUGGCAAGGUGCAAUCGGUUACUGGAAAAAGGACACGUGGACAGCAAACCGCAGUACAUGAUGAGUCUCCUUGGAAGAAGAGGAGUAUAUUCUUUGAGCUCCCAUACUGGGAAAACAAUGGAUUGCGUCACAAUCUUAAUGUGAUGCACAUAGAGAAGAAUGUGUGCGACAACAUAGUUUUCACCAUACUGAAUGAGAAAGGUAAAUCUAAAGACCACUUUAAGGAAAGAAAAGACCUCCAAUUGAUGGGAAUCAAGCAUGAUCUAUGGCCAUGGAAAGAUGGAAAGUACCCAUCCGACAUCUUUACUAUGACCAAUCAACAGAAGGAUGUCUUUUUAAGGACCAUCAAGAAUGUGGUCUUUCCAGAUGGGUACUCUAGCAACAUUUCCCAUAGUGUCAACUUAAGUCAGCGCAAGAUGUCGGGCUUGAAAAGCCACGACUGUCACAUUCUGAUGGAGCAUCUAUUGCCAAUUGCGUUAAGGAAUGCUUUGCCUGCCCUUGUGUCCUCUGUCCUGGCAGAGUUAUCAUCCUUUUUUCAUCGAAUAUGCAACAAAUCCAUUGACCCUCAACAACUUCCUCUCCUUCAGGAUCAUGUGAUCCAUACUCUGUGCCGCAUGGAGAUGAUUUUUCCUCCUUCUUUCUUCACCGUCAUGGUUCACUUGACAGUGCAUCUGGUCGAGCAAGUGCAACUCGGUGGCCCAGUUCAUUAUCGAUGGAUGUACCCAAUUGAAAUGUACCUAUGUCGUCUCAAGCAGUACGUGCGUAAUAGAUCACAACCAGAGGGCUCAAUCGCAGAGGGAUACUUAUCUGAGGAGAUUCUCAUAUUUUGUUCAAGAUACCUCGAUAACGUCGAGAGUAGGAUCAAUCGACCAAUGCGUGUUGACGAUCGACCGUGUGAACCUAUGGAUAGUGAAAGUGCAAUCAUGUUUCCAGGGGUAGAAAAGGCUAUGGGGGCUGCUUCGUUUUACGAUCUCACACCAACUGAAAAGUUUCAAGCUCACUGUCACGUCUUGGUUAAUUCCGCAGCUAUGGAAAAGUUCAUAGAGUAAGUUCAGUUGAGAUUAUGGAAUGCGAAAAUGACAAGCUCUAGAUGGAGAUUCUGACAUGAAUCUAUUGUGCACUAUCCAGUGAUUUCAGGGCCAUCACAAAGAGGAGUUUGUGAAGUAGGACAAGGUUCCAGUCUCACAUAGACAGUGUUGUGCACAGAGAAUUUUCUGAGUGGUUCAAGCGUGAGGUGAAGCCUGUUAUGAUCAAUCCUGUAGUCAACGGUAUCCUAUUGUUUCUAACCAAAACUGAUGAAACGUGUAAUUGUUCCUUACCAGGUUUCCUUGGGAAACAUCAAGCAUUCGAGCGAAUUGCAGUGGCUUGCAUGUGGCCCCAAUGUUCAAGCUAGCUGCUUUACAACUUACAACGUAAAUGGAUUUAAGUUUAGGACCCUAUCAAGAGAAGAAGGGUUGAAAACUCAAAAUAGUGGGGUUCAUGUCACUUCCGACACUAGAAGUUAUGCAAGCAAGCGCGACAGUAAUGUUGCGGUUGGUGGCGUCUCGUAUUAUGAAAAACUAAUGGACAUCAUUGA